UCCGCCGCGGGCGGGGCGGGGCGGGCGCAUGGCGGGCCCGCGCCCUCCGUGCCUGCUGCUGGGGGCGGCGGGCGUCGGCAAGAGCCUGCUGGUGAAGCGGCUCCAGAAUAUCCGGGGCCGCCCUGGCGGGGGGCGCCCGAGGGGCGCGUCCGGGGCCCGAUCCCAGCGUGGCAGGCGCAGCCGUGUGCCCUUCUGGCUGGUCCUUAACCUGCGUGCACAGCUGAGCUCCAAGGAGGGGGCCCAGGGCCUGGGUGAGCCCCCGGCCACGCUGCCGACGGUGGGCACAAAUCUGACGGACCUGUUGCUGCAGAGAAAGAUCACGAUCCGAGAGCUGGGGGGCUGCAUGGGCCCCAUCUGGCCCAGUUAUUAUGGAGACUGCAGUGCUGUCCUGUUCAUGAUUGAUGCUGCCAACCCCACCCAGAUCUCCUCGUCCUGCAUUCAGCUGCUGUCCCUCCUCUCUGCAGAACAGCUCGCGUCUGUGUCUGUGCUGAUCCUCUUCAAUAAGAUUGAUCUGCCCUGCUGCAUGUCGCUGGUGGAGAUGAAGUCACUGUUCCGCAUGCAGGACAUUGUCUCCUGCGCAUCGCAGCCCAUCACGAUGGUGGAGACCAGCGCCCGUGAUGGCACCGGCCUGCCUGACGUCCUGCAGUGGCUUCAGGCCACCCUUAGAGAUCCCAGCUGACACUGAGGCAUGCCCUGCCCCGGGUGUCUGGGCCAAGGGACUUGUGUGGCAGCUCACACACAGCCUGUCACCCAGAUGGGGCUCAAGGGAGUAAAGAAGGUGGCUGGAACAGCUGCCUGCACGGAGCUGUGGGUAGAGCUGAGGGCAGUGAGGUGGACUGAUGGUAGGAAGUAGCUCUUUGAGAUGUCACAGUAAAACUGUGAAGCCUCCAGACUUCCUACUUACUGUACAGACUGGCGGUUAUCCUGUGACUGGGUAGAAAGCCCUGCCUUUCGUGGGAAGGAAUGACCAGGAAUCUUGGAGGUCAGUCUCUCCUUCCCACGAUAGCCCAUCCUUAGCCUCUUCUAAGGCAGAACUCUGCCUUCAAGCUCUCCUGGUGAGAGUGCUGCAGUGCUCCUGGACUCCUCUCUGCAGGGUUCUGGGACAGGUGGAUCAGGUCAGACCCUGCCCUGUUCUUGUUUCGGGGCUGGAGUGGGCUGUGCAUUUCACCCAUCUGUCUCAGAUUCUAGAGUCCCUCUGCAAGCAAGACUUGCUGAGGCUUUGCUACCUAUGAGCAAAAGACUGUGGCCAGUUAAAAGAAUACAGCUCUUUUCUCCAGGUGUAGUGCUGUCUCUUGCAAGAAUAGAAAACCAUAGGUCUUGUAUCUGUGUAAAGAUGAAAGGUAAGGCUUCACAGAGGCACAGUCUCUGCUGCAAAUCAGCAGCUACAUAAUGAAAUACUAUGUAAGCAUGUUUACACAGAUUAAAAGCAACCCAAGUCCUA
This is a messenger RNA of Rhea pennata, 1441 nucleotides long. RefSeq names its product ADP ribosylation factor like GTPase 16 (gene ARL16). The transcript has 5 exons. The coding region runs from base 29 to 679 and encodes 216 amino acids. Lineage: Eukaryota; Metazoa; Chordata; Aves; Rheiformes; Rheidae. The record is from RefSeq and is a predicted model, not a curated record. Gene Ontology annotation, molecular function: GTP binding; GTPase activity.